AUGCGUUCAACUGAACGGAUAAAUGAACGUGUGCCUUAUGACUUGGGCUAUCGCGUGUGGGUGAAAACUCCACAUAGCUGGUGUACAACCCGGUACCAGGUGGGGCAUGUCACUGGACUAAGUAACUCGCACUCUGUGCUGGUUGAUGGCAUACCAAGACACAUAAAGGACUUGCGUCGCUAUGUAGGUACAGAUACGUCAACAAGUGACACUAGCAGUGAGUGCUCAGAAAGUGAACAAAUAAUUACCAUUGGAGGUAGGGCUAGCACCUCUUCAGAUGGUGAAGACUCUGUGCGUGAGGUUGUCAGACCAGAAGAAUCCUCAGAAGAAGAAUCUUCAGAACAUUCUUCAGAUGAUGAAGACUCUGCGCAUGAGGUUAAUCAAGUGACAACAGGUUUCUUUAGCACUUAUUUUGUUUUCUCCUCUUACUUUUUCCUUUUCUUUUCCUUAACUUCUUUCUUCUUUUAUCUUCUAUCUUUCUUCUUUUCUUUCUUCCUUUCUUGCUUUUUCUUCUUUUCUUCACACUUUUUUCUUUUUUUUUUCUUUUCCUUUCUUCCUUUUUUCACCUUCUUUAUAUAUCUGGCAGGGGUGACUGGUCGAAAAUGGCAGCAAAGCUCCAUAUAUUUUCCAGCUUUUCACUCCCUGAAUUCCCUCCUUUUAGUGUUUGCGUUCGUUUUUUUCUUUUUUUUGUUUAAUCCCCUCUUUCUUUUCUUUUUGUUUAAAUUUUAUUUUUUUUUUUUUUGUUCGUUCUUUUCUUUCUUUUAUAAAUUUCUUUCUUUCUUUAAAAAUAUUUUUCAGAAGAGAAUCUUUUUUCGUUUCUUUUCUUUCUUUCUUUUAUUUUAUUUCACUCUUUCUUUGAUCGAAAUUUUCUUUGUUUCGUUAUUUCUUUCUUUCUUUGUUUUAAUUCGUUCUUUCUUUUCGUUUACAAAGAAAAUUCUUUCUUUUUUGGUUUUUUUUCUUUCUUUGUUUGAUUUCCUUUUAGAUAUUUUCUUUUUCUUUCUUUCUUUCUUGUUUCAAACCUCUUCGUUCUGCUUUCUUUCUUUUCGUUUUUUUUUUCUUUUUUUUUAA
Acanthosepion pharaonis is the source of this 1068-nucleotide messenger RNA. The record is from the annotation of a GenBank genome assembly. NCBI's taxonomy places the organism in Eukaryota, Metazoa, Mollusca, Cephalopoda, Sepiida, Sepiidae.